AUGCCCGCCAUUUCCGAACUCGACCCCGCCAACAACCCCUCGCGUCCGACCCCGUUGUCCAGCAUCUCCAUCGGCUCCCACGUUUACACCUCCGCUCAGCUGUAUCGCGCCGUCCGUAUCUUGGUCAUCAUUCUCGGUGUCUGCUUCCUCGCCUAUGUCGUCGUCGUCAUCCUGCCCAAGGUCAUUGUGCGGUGCAUUAGCUGGUUCGUCAAGGAGGAGGAGGUGCCGACAGAACAAAAGCUCCUCGCCCCACAGUCUCCUUUCGCCUUUCGACCACAGUCGUCGGACCUCAAGGAACUCAAGACGCGACCGCUUCUACUGUCCAACAAAUUCCCGUCUUCUGUUUCUCAGUCUCAGAUCGGAUUCCAGCUCCCGACACGCUCCUCCAUUGGAUUGCCCAACGUCAAGCUCACAUUGCGCGCCAAGAUGUCCUCCUCGCCUCGCGAUGCAUUUGCUUCGACGAACGACAAAUGUUCAGAUGAUCACACCGUCGACGUCGAAAGCCUUCAUCUCGCUCAGAAUAUCGACGAUCCUCUUCUUCGCGCCGCAGCCGUCGUCGUCGGUGGUUAUUAUCCGCUCGACCUCAAGACAGUCUCUCCUUCAACGCACUACGCCUGGCUGGUCACUCCAAACUCGCGUCUGGGCAAGGCUCGCAAACCCCCGACGGCGGCGCUGUUGUUUCCUCCGUCCAAUGCAGUCAUGUAUCCACGGCCCACGUCCAUAUUUCGCACGAGCUCCGGGUGGAAGCCCCGGCCCUCGUCUACAAUCGGUGAAGAGAACUUGGUCAAGGCCAAGGCGGAGCGAAGGCGCAAGCAGGAGAAGGAGCGGAAACAGAGCAAAAGCGACAAGCUCAAGCACAAGAAGGUCAAGUCGGCUGGGCUCGUCAAUCGUUUCGGCUGGCGAUAUAAGAAGCAGGCGGAGGACGAUCGGGAGAAGCUGAUACCGCGCGGGGACUCGGAGGUGAAGCGAGUGGAGCAGCUGAAAGAUGCCUGUGGCGCCUCUCCUGACAAGAGCCCACGACGUCGACCGGUGUUGCAACAGGUAGUGAAUCGGGAUGUUUAG
Mycena indigotica is the source of this 1062-nucleotide messenger RNA. RefSeq lists its product as uncharacterized. NCBI's taxonomy places the organism in Eukaryota, Fungi, Basidiomycota, Agaricomycetes, Agaricales, Mycenaceae. The record is from RefSeq and is a predicted model, not a curated record. The transcript has 2 exons. Bases 1 to 1062 code for a protein of 353 amino acids.